Boleophthalmus pectinirostris (great blue-spotted mudskipper) is the source of this 973-nucleotide messenger RNA. It is a transcript of the gene mrps18a, whose product is annotated as mitochondrial ribosomal protein S18A. The coding region runs from base 45 to 668 and encodes 207 amino acids. Gene Ontology annotation, cellular component: mitochondrial small ribosomal subunit; ribosome. Gene Ontology annotation, biological process: mitochondrial translation. Lineage: Eukaryota; Metazoa; Chordata; Actinopteri; Gobiiformes; Gobiidae. The transcript has 6 exons. Gene Ontology annotation, molecular function: small ribosomal subunit rRNA binding; structural constituent of ribosome. The record is from RefSeq and is a predicted model, not a curated record.
UUACUGACAGGAAGAGAGAUGCACGCGAAGGUCAAAAAAUAAAUAUGGCUGCUCGCUGCAUGUUGAGGUCUAUGUGGACCUCAUUUAAUAGUUUAAAGCUGUGUAACAAUACACCUAAUCUUCAAAAUGUAAAUGGACCUUUAGUUUCAGUACUGGCGGUGCAGAGCAGAGGGAUUCGAAAGGUGGUGGAGAAGCAAGAAGGCAAGACUACAACUCUUGAAGGUAAAAUACUGGAUACACCACCAGCUCCAGAGCCCCCAAACCCUGCAGCUAAAUGUCCCAUCUACAGGUGGAAUCUCCAACACAAAUACGAUUAUACAGAUGUGUUGCUGUUGAGUCAGUUUAUCCGAUCAGAUGGAGGGAUGCUGCCACGGAGGAUCACUGGUCUCUGUUCUGAGGAACAUCAUAAGAUCGCCGUGUGUGUGCAGAUGGCUCACAGAGCAGGUCUGCUCCCGGAUCACAGACCCAAACUUCCUGAGGGUCAUGUCCCAUCUACGAAGACCCCGAGACCCAAACUCAACAGAUACCUGACACGUUGGUCUGUCAACACAGUAAAGCCCAUCUACAAAAAAGGACUGAAGUGGAAUAAGAAGCCUAUGCAUGUAGGACACCCUUUGCUUCGGGACAAUGUGCGUUAUGGUGUCAAACCACUGUACAUCAAACACUGAAAAAAGUACCAAGUGGAUUUUGUUUUGUCCCAAAUUGACCUAUUUCCCCGGCAACUGGACUCACCCUCUCAAAAUAUACUUUUCUGGAAACCUCUCUCCAUCUGUAUUUAUUCGACCAAGUGUUUAUAAAGCUGCUUAACCUCACCCAAAGCCUUCCAUUUAGUCUCUGCUGCUGGCUCUCAGAAAACCCUUGAGGUGAGGUCAUCGACAAGUUAAUUUGGCUCAACAUCACAAGUUCAAAGUAGGUGGUAUGCAUUGUUUACUCAUUCUCAAUUUUAUGUGCAGCUAAUAAAAUAUUGACAUUU